AGUAUAACUGGAAUAAUACAUGUUAAUUGAGUGAACAAAUAAAAAAUCAAGACAACUUGGCAUUUGACUUAAGACAGUUGACGUAGUUGACGUUUGCUGUAAGUUGCAAGCCAAAAUACCCAUGGAAAAGCUAAUUGCUAUUCAAAAUGAAGAACAGCUGGAUGAGCAGCGGUUGAAAGAGACCAUAAUCCAUCGCGAUCGUAUACUGAAACUCGUAGGGGAAAUUGCUACCAGCCUGGAAAACGUGCGCGAUCAUGAGCACAAAAUUAAGGUUACAAAGGAGCUGCUGUUCCAGUCGAGAACCGAUGUAACCAUGCUAACAAAGCAGCUGCAGGAAAUUGACCAGUGGCUAUGGUCCAAGCUUGACAACGUGCUGAAGGACGAAGAACAGCUGAAGAAGAACAAAGUAUCGUUCAACCAGUCCAUUCGCGAAAAGAUAGAAGAACUGAAGCAAUUUUCAACUCAACGAAACGUGGAAGCCGUAAACCAUGAAGUAACAGACACUCAAAGGGUUGUGUGGAAGCUCCAAGGUGAGAACGAUGCUUUGGCGUUAAUAAAACAAUUCCAAAUCAGCAAGAUUCAGGAGAUUGAUCGCGUUACUGAAACUGUCCCAGACUUAAAAGAAAAGAGUUAGAAAAAACCAAGUUUUAGUCUCAUUCACUUUGCUAGCUUGUCUGCAACAGCAGUCUCACCUGCGUGGGAUAUUUGGUGGGAUCUUGUCCCCGAGGCCGGCAGUCAUUAAUCAGGAACAUCAUCAGAAUACCCGCGGUUGCUGUUACUGCUGCAACCACGCACGCCUCAAUCACUUUAAGCCCAGGUUGUCGAACAUACCUGCAAGAAAAUUGGUUAACAAACCAUCUAUUUCUACUUCUACUCUGGGUGCUCGCUCACCGCAUUCGGAAUACCGUGAUUUUAUAAUUGAUGUGAUUCCAAAGGGCGCCCAGCAAACCCCCAAAGGCGCCCAUGAUAAUGAAGAAGGGAAUUUCGAACAUCUGGUAAGU
Messenger RNA from Dendroctonus ponderosae (mountain pine beetle), 1001 nucleotides. RefSeq names its product serine/threonine-protein kinase mrck-1-like. NCBI's taxonomy places the organism in Eukaryota, Metazoa, Arthropoda, Insecta, Coleoptera, Curculionidae. The record is from RefSeq and is a predicted model, not a curated record. The coding region runs from base 122 to 634 and encodes 170 amino acids. The transcript is spliced from 2 exons.